Vairimorpha ceranae is the source of this 444-nucleotide messenger RNA. RefSeq lists its product as hypothetical. The transcript has a single exon. NCBI's taxonomy places the organism in Eukaryota, Fungi, Microsporidia, Nosematidae. The record is from RefSeq and is a predicted model, not a curated record. The coding region runs from base 1 to 444 and encodes 147 amino acids.
AUGAGAAGACAACAAACAAGAUUUGAACGGUUGAUGAUAAUUCGUCAAAUGAAUACUGAAAAUGUCAUUAAUAUUCUACGAUCUAAAAAUUUAUUGCUUUCUUAUUUAGAAUGUGAAGCAUGUAUGCUGCCAAUGGUUGAAAGAUCUAGAAAAGUUUUAGAUGGGGUUUGUUGGGUUUGUACAAAUGCUAAUUGCUAUAAAUUUAGAACCACAAAAAGUAUACGGACAAACUCUUUCUUUGAUAAAUUUAGGAUUUCUUUAUCAGAUAUUUUUUCUGUUGUAAUAGACGAAGUGCAUAAAAAGCCGUCUGAAAUUUUUUGUUUUUAUUGUUUGGGGAGAUGCGUCUGGACAUGGAGUAAUAAAAAUGUUAUUGGAUGCGCAAAGAAAAAGUGCAGAAGAAAGGCUCUUCUCUUUAGAAAACCCCCGUUUUAUGAUGCAAAAUAA